Iphiclides podalirius (scarce swallowtail) is the source of this 249-nucleotide messenger RNA. NCBI's taxonomy places the organism in Eukaryota, Metazoa, Arthropoda, Insecta, Lepidoptera, Papilionidae. The record is from the annotation of a GenBank genome assembly.
AUGCUCCGCUUUUGGCCGAACAUCGCCAAUGAGAUCGUCCGGGUGCCGACCGCCGAGCGAAACGCCAGUCCAACAUACAGCUCGCCUCUGAACACACGUCACGUCCAUACGUUUGUUCGUGUCUUAUCGGGGAAGGCUGGAGUUCGAUAUGUGCGGUUCUCGCGAUGUGGUCCGCGUGCGCGGUGGCAACUGCCCGGGGUGCGUGAUGAGCUAGUGACCCAAGAUGUUUCUGGAAGGACGAGGUUGGUC